Molecule: messenger RNA, 1206 nt
Organism: Pseudovirgaria hyperparasitica
Lineage: Eukaryota; Fungi; Ascomycota; Dothideomycetes; Acrospermales; Acrospermaceae
Product: TauD-domain-containing protein
Exons: 1
Coding region: 1-1206 (401 amino acids)
Cellular component (GO): cytoplasm
Molecular function (GO): 2-oxoglutarate-dependent dioxygenase activity
Source: RefSeq, a predicted model, not a curated record
AUGGCUCCGGGACUGAUCGACGCUGUCUCUGUUGUACCGCAGGCUAUCAAUGCCGCGAAGAAGCGUGACAGCGUUGUUUCCAAUGCGUCAUCUGUACAGUCUGUCCUUGGAUACGAGCCAGGCCGAACCCAUGUCGACACUUACGAAGAAUACGAACAUGAAGACCUCAAACCCCACUUUCCAGAUGUCAAAUGGCCCGAACUAGAGGAGGUCUCAUAUCAAGAUAAAGGUAUCCAAGGCGAUCCCAACUUCAAGAACCUACUUGCGGAUGCAACCGACAUAUUCGAUUACAACCCGAAGCUCGGCACCGAAAUUCAUGGGGUGAACCUAGCCAAACUCACAAAUGCACAGAAAGAUGACCUUGCGCGUCUUAUAGCUACACGCGGCGUUGUCUUCUUCAGAGACCAACAGGAUCUCGAUAUCAACGCACAGCGGGAACUCGGUGUCUAUUUUGGUACUCUUCACAAGCAUGCUACAACAAUGACUCCACAGAAUGGUCUGGAUGAUGUUCACGUCGUAUACGCAGCUGAGGGCGGUAAAGACAAUAGAGCAUUCUUUUCACCCAGCUUCCUGUGGCACUCGGACGUCACAUACGAGAUCCAGCCACCUUCAUACACUUCACUGAAGCUUCUCUCCGGGCCUCCACGAGGCGGAGGUGGAGACACUCUCUGGUCUAGUCAAUAUGCAGCUUACGAUGCACUGAGCUCGCAUAUGCAAAAGUAUCUCGAAGGCCUUACAGCCUUGCACUCCGCCGAGCUUCAGGCGGAAGGCUCACGAUCGCUUGGCCGACCAGUCCGUCGAGAGCCAGUCACCACCGAGCACCCUCUGAUCCGGGUCAACCCAGUAACCCGGUGGAAGUCUCUCUUCUACAACCCUGGCUUCGUCACGGCCAUCGUUGGCAUUCCUAAGGUCGAGAGCGACGCCAUCAUUCGUUAUUUGAAUGAGGUGAUCUCUACGACCAAUGAGCUUCACGUCCGAUUUCAGUGGAACAAGAAUGACGUCGCAUUCUGGGACAACAGAGUCACUAACCAUUCGGCGUCAUACGGUUUCGCUCCUCAUCGUCGACACGCUGUUCGUGUGGCAGCUACUGGAGAGCGACCUGUCUACGACCCAACUGGUAAAUCCCAAGAAGAAGAAUACAAUGCCAAGUAUGGUCUUCCAGCGGUCAACAAGGACGGAGCGGGUAUUGCAAACUACAACGACUGA